Molecule: messenger RNA, 1715 nt
Organism: Microplitis demolitor
Lineage: Eukaryota; Metazoa; Arthropoda; Insecta; Hymenoptera; Braconidae
Product: prion-like-(Q/N-rich) domain-bearing protein 25
Exons: 9
Coding region: 86-1594 (502 amino acids)
Source: RefSeq, a predicted model, not a curated record
AUUUGUAUAAGUUAAGUGUUCAUUUUUAUAUCGAAAAUAUUUGUCAACACUUUCAUAACCGAAUCGACUAGCAAAAAAAGCGGAAAUGGCUAUAAAUAAUGUAUUAUCCACCCUUGCUGGUAUUUUAAUUACGUUAAUAAUUAGUAACAAUGUAAUAGAAUGUAACUAUCUUAGGGAUGAAAAUUACUGUGCUAACCAUACAGAAAAAUGUGAUCUCACUAUUGUUCUUCCAUGCUGUGACAAAAAUGAGAAGUGUAAUCGUAUAAAAUGGGGUGCAUUCCGAUAUGAAUUGAGAUGUACAAAAGAAGCUUAUUUAGGCGACAGUUGCAAAUCCACCUUAGACUGCCACAAAGUAAGCCAUGCAGAGUGCACUGAAGGUAAAAAAUGUGGAUGUUCCUCGAAUUUCGUAGAAGUAAGCAAUUCAAAAUGUUCAUCAUGGAUUAAUAGCUUUUGUUCAAAUGAUGGAGACUGUGUAACUAAUAAUUCUAUUUGCGAUGAUUUUCGUUGUAAAUGCAAGUUCGAUUAUAUAUUGACACAUAAUAAUAAAUCUUGUGAACGAAGGAAGUUAUAUAAGUUUUGUAGAAGAGAUGAUGAUUGUGAAGACAUAAACCAUUCAAAGUGUUCUGAAAAUAACGAAUGUAUUUGUAGAAGAAAUAACGUUGCAUUGAACUCGUCAGUGUGUGUACCAAUGAUGAAUGGAUUCUGUUGGAAAAAUGAACCAUGUGCAGCCGAUAAUUCUAUUUGCAUUGAUAAUGUAUGUAAAUGCAAACCUAAUUUUAAAUAUGUCGCUGAUAAAAUUUGUUUAAAAUUUUAUUUAGGUAUGUCCUGCCAUAACAAUACUGACUGCAAAGAAAUUCUGAAUGCCGAAUGUUCCAUAGAUAAGAUUUGUAACUGUGCAGAGAACGCUAUGAGAAUAAAUGAAACAUAUUGUGCACCACUUUUAAGCGGGUAUUGUAAAAAUGAUAAGCAAUGUAUACCAGAUGAUUCUGUUUGCGUUGAUAAAAUAUGUCAGUGCAAACCAAACUUUAUUUCUAUUGGUCAAUUUAAAUGUUUAUUAGUGACUUUGGGAGAUUAUUGUAACAAUAAUCUUGAUUGCAAAGAUCGGUCGCAUAGAAAAUGCUCGAAAAAUUCUCAAUGCGUUUGCGAACCAAAUCAUAUUGCUGUAAAUACAGUUUUAUGCCUACCAGUAAUUGAUGGAUUCUGUUUUGACAAUAAUGAUUGUUUGCCGAAUAAUAGUUAUUGUUUUGCUCAUCGUUGUCGGUGUAAGGAUAAUUUUAUACCUCUAUCAGAUAAUUUGUGUAUAUUAAAAACCGACGGAAAGUCCUGUGAACUUAAUAAUGAUUGCCUAGAUAUGAAAUAUGGAGAAUGUUAUAAAAACGAAAAAUGUAUAUGUAAACGUAAUACUAUAGUAAAAUACAAUUCGACAUGUCUACCAAUAAUAGGUGGGUACUGUGAAAAUAAUAAAGAAUGUAUAAUCACUAAUUCUGAGUGUAUAAAUCAUAAAUGUGAAUGCAAACAUGAUUUUUUUUCAUCAUCUCCAUACACAUGUGAUGCGUCUCUGCUGCCCAAGCUUAGACUUCACGUUAGACGGUAAAAGUUGUAUAAUAACUUAUUACUUUAAAUCAACGAAUUUUUUAAUUUUUACAUGUAUCUAAUUUCUUCAAGCUAAUAAAACUAAAAAACAAAUAACAAUAAUAAAAUAAAAAUUUCUCAUA